Messenger RNA from Apis mellifera (honey bee), 3792 nucleotides. RefSeq lists its product as uncharacterized. Lineage: Eukaryota; Metazoa; Arthropoda; Insecta; Hymenoptera; Apidae. The record is from RefSeq and is a predicted model, not a curated record. Bases 1895 to 3115 code for a protein of 406 amino acids. The transcript is spliced from 2 exons.
GCGAGUGUCGAGUGGAGCGCGCGAGUGGAAUGGAAUCGCGUGUGUUUCUUUCUUCCCCACUUGCCGGUGCGCGCCGCGUCGUGUUGCAUACGUGCUCUACCGUUGGUGCGCGCGCGGGAUUAGGAGAGUCGCACCAGUAGGCCACCGGCGCUCGACGCCUUUGCGUCUCUUUUUCACCGGCUCGCGCGGCUCCGACCUACCGUAAAACGAUGGUCCUCGAUCCGCCGAUAUCGCUGUGAAGAAAUGGAUCGAUCGAGAUAGAAUAAAAAUUUUUCUUUCGACACGAGUUUCUCUUUUGAAUGUAUAAUGUAUCAUUUUGGGUUUUCUCUCUCUCUCUCUUACUCUCGAGUGUGUUUGGAUCGAUCGAUGAAUAAAGAGUACGCUCUUUAAGACAACUUUUUCUUCAUAAUUCCGAGUGUUUGGAUCGAAAACUGUGAACGUUUAGUCAAUUUUUAACCCGAUUAAAGAAAGAUCGAAAGAUUGCCAGAAUCCGGCUCUACUUGAAAGAUCGCGGUUGUACACCGCUCGAUCUAUCAACUCGAGGCUCGCCCUCGAUCGCGUGACGCGGAGGAACAACUUUCGCGUCGGCAAAAUUACCUCUUCCUUCUUCGAUCGAAUUUGUUGUUAAUAACAAUUUACAAAUCGUUUGUUAGAUAGUAGUAGUUAUUAGAAAGAAUAAAGAGAAACAAUACAGAUUAUGAUGAAUAUAUACGAAAACGCAAACGAAGGAUAUUUAAAUGAGAAUUACGAAGAAUGUCAGACAAUUGAAAAAAGAAAAAAAGAAAUCAGUUAAGACAGUCCAUAAAAGUGUAAAACUUGGAAAGGAAAGAAAAGAAGAUGUUUAUCUUAAACGUUGAGAAAAAUUCGCAUAAAUUGUCCUAAAAUAAAAAAAUAAAUAAAUAAGUGUGCCGAGUGUGUCGAAACGUUUGCAUAAGUGGAAUUUUGAAAAUUGACGACUAUUUUGAAAUAACCAGACUUUCUUUCGAAAAAAUCGUGCGACUAUUCGCAAUCUAAUCUGGAAUCGAGCCAGCCAGAGUCUUUAGGCGCAAACUAUUGAGAGAAGUACGAGUUGCAUCGAGAGAAAUAUUUUUAAAAAACGCGUGCAUGGACGUUGAAAGCUUUAUCCUGUGUGCAUUGCACUGUCAUUACGGUGCACGGGAGCAAGUAAUAUCGGUGUUCCGAGGAUGAGAUUGCGGAACGAUUGUUUGGGAGGAUAACCGCGAAUUACGCGUAAGUGUCGGGAGUUUGUGACUUUCCUUCUGAUACGUUAGAAGGCGUGCAACGAGGAGGAUUGGUUAUUGCGUAUCGUAAAAUUAAUGCGUUUAACCUUCUGGGAGAAAGAGGUUAAAAAUUGUUCGGAAAUUUUGUGAAUUCGAUCGUUGAACGAUACCGAGUGAUUAUGUCAAUUUUGUUUAUAUAUUUUUUACGAGAAAAUAUCAAACAAGAUUAAGAAACUUUAAAGAGAAUUUAAAAUUAGAGUUUUUAAGGAUGAGAUAAUUUUUUUCUAGAAAUCCAGUCUCCACUCAAAAUAACGAGAUGUUAAAACAAGAGCAAAAUAAAUCUUAAGACAAUAAAUCGAUAAGCAAUUUCGAUAAAUCAAAGAACAAAUCAAUCGUUUUAUAAAUUUCGAAUAAUCGAAACAAUUUCUCUCUCCAAACCGAACAAAUAAGUAAAUAAGUAGUAAUUUUCAUCGAAUCGACGAUCAUCUUUAAUGAUAUUGAUAUAUCAAAACAAUUGUAAACAUUGGUAAAAGGAAUAUGAGAUCUUUAAAAAUUGAUUCGACGCUUAUCCACGAGCGGAUCGAAGAGAAGUAUCGAAGAGAAAGAGCGGCGGCGCCUCCAAUUCGCGGAAUACCCUCGUAACGGCGAUGACGCGCGUCGAGUAGUUAUUUCGGAUGUACAUCAUCGAGGAAGAUAGUGGGGACGACGGCGGAUGCCGUCUGAUCUCCGUCCGUCAGUGCGCCGAGGCUGACGGAGCGCGCGAGACAUCGUGUCCCGAGAAAGAGCGAUCGAGCUCCCCUCUCGACCAAGACGACGUCGACACCGCUAGCCUGCUGGACGUCAACUGUUUCCCACGUGUUCACAAGACACCGCACAUCCUCAAGAAAUCCGUCUCCCUGGAUGAGAAGAAGAGGGAUCAGUUCAAAUCGUCUCCUCGUCGUCGCGCGGACGGCAGACGGAACUCGUCCUUCGAGACGCGAAAUCAUCAGGAUGAGGAUAUCGGGCGGACGGGUAAAAUAAUCGUGGAGGAAAAUGGGUUCGACGUGGAGGAAAUCUCUGUGAAGCGAUUGUUGGAAGUUGUGGAUUGCAAGAGUGUUUACGACGACCAAGGAUACAAAACGACGGUGAACUUUCAGUACAGGGACACUCUGACGAGAUACUGUUCGAAUGGGUCGAAGAGUAUCGAGAGGGCGCGAGGGUUGAGGAGAAGCGUGUCAGCGCCUGGAAACGGGUCUUGCCAAGAGUCCGAGAACACGGACAAUACCUCGACAACCAAAGACAGCGACAGCCAAAGCACCUCGAAGGAUUGCAAGGAUACCAAAGAGUUCGCGUUCGCGAAGAAAGGUUCGAGGAGCGUUUCCUCGAGUAAAACGGAUGGCGGCCAAUCGGCCAGAUAUCGUUCGAGGACGAGCAGAUCGCAGGAAUUCGCAACCAAGACCGAGCAAUUGAUCGCCAGGAGGCAAGAUCAUUCCGGUCGAAGGGCUAGAGCCUCCUCGUUCGUGAUCGAGAGGAAGAGGUAUCGCCAGGCCGCGAUUGCAUCCUCCAAGUCGAGCGAGGAUCUGUCGAGGUGCACGUUGGGCAGCAACGAUACCUCCACGGACGCCGAUGGAAUGCGGAACAGCAACAGCGCUGUGGCGGGCGUCGACGAGAACGAAGGAUGCGUUCUGCUCGGGGUUCGAUCCCUCGAGGAGGGCCCCCAGCCGUUGUCCCCGAUCCCGCGGCAGGAGGACAGGUGCACGAGGAGGGACAGGGAGCGCGCUAGGAUCCUUAGACGGAGGAGAAUCAAUGGAAGAUCGGCCUCGGUGCCUAGAGUACACAGACGAGAAAUCAAAAUCUGGCCCACGAAAUCGGGGAAAGCUCCUUCCGAGAAGAAAUAUUCCUUUCACUCGGGAUAAAGUCAAGUACAUGAUAUACGAUUGAGUACAGUAUCGGAUGAUUUACGGUACGGGCUGAAAACACAACCCCAUCGCCUAUCGUUCCUCUUUCCUCGAUAAACGCGGCGCCGUGCAAACGUCAAGCGAGGAGAAACAACACAAAGAGAAGAAACGUUCGAAUCGAACAAUCCCCUCCCCUCCCCUCCCCUUUCCCGAAGCAUUAAAAGCGCUCGUAUCGGUUCGCAACCGCGCGAGAUAUUGCUCUCUUCCUCCUCCUACCAUUCGAGGCGCAUUCUAUUGCGCAGAGUAAAUCACGCCGCGGCAUCAACCUGCUAAAAUGCAUCGCUUUGCGCGCCCCCUGCCGCGCGCGCGCGCCACGGCUGUCACGGAUGCGAUCGCUGUGUACUUUAAGGUGCACCCACACGGGGAGCUGUGUAACGCGCCGCCUGUGAAAACGGCAACGUGGUAUUUAGACACGAACCGAUCGUCCGUUGCGAAAGUAUCUUCGGGUAUUUGCGUUGGCGAGUGCCUCGACCUGACUAGGAAUUUAUCUCGUGUGUUGUGCCGCGUUGUUUUCAACUAGAACCGUUCGCUCGCUCGCUCGCUCGCUCGAUUGUGUUUCACGUGGGUGAAAAUGAAUCGGUUGUGCGAAUCCCGGCGAGAAUCGCGUCCGUUGAGAAACUUUUUUGUUCAGGGAA